Messenger RNA from Helianthus annuus (common sunflower), 1225 nucleotides. RefSeq lists its product as uncharacterized. The record is from RefSeq and is a predicted model, not a curated record. NCBI's taxonomy places the organism in Eukaryota, Viridiplantae, Streptophyta, Magnoliopsida, Asterales, Asteraceae. Bases 110 to 1012 code for a protein of 300 amino acids. The transcript is spliced from 8 exons.
UUCCGAUUCUAAAAAAAGUGUUAACACCAUGUUUGUUUGUUCUAUUUAAACACCGGACUGCAACUCUCUGCAUAAACCCCUUCCUUGUUCAGUUAAAUCCAAGACUCAAAUGGAAUCAAGAGUUUCUUCUUCAUCUGAAACAGCCCACCAAACCCUUCAAAAGUCAGCACCCAAAUCUUCACCAUCUUCAGUAAACCGACUAUGGAGACCUGCAGCACAAAGAAACAUGAAAAACCAAUGGUCCAAACUCAAUUCCCUCAGACAAGAAUGGGCCUCUUCAUCUUCAGCCGCGAGAUCACACGCUACUUCACUCGUCAACGCUUAUCUUUCUCAGAGGUUCAUGAAAGAUAUGGAAUUGGGUGUUUUGAGUGAUAUGCCUGACAUUCAGAAGAAAGCUUGCUGGAAGCUGUUAAAGCAACAGGUUGUUCAUCGCGAUAAUCUUUUGUCUUCGUACAAGGAAAUGGUGGGUACGGUAGUCAACAUGGUCAACACAAGUAUGUCCCUAAGAUGUUUUCUUAAGGGUGGAAUUAAUAGCCCACUCAUACAAUUCUCUAACAGUUCCAAUGACACAAAUGACAAUGGCGACGGUGGAGGGAUGCCGGUCUUUAUUUUUUGGUCUAUAUCUGCUUUCGAGAAAUUAGCUUCGGAACUAGUUCAAAUGUUUAAACUGGAACUAAAUUUAAAGCGCUUACUUGUGAUAGAAUUUCUCUCACUUAGAAGUAAAGAAGAUUCGAUCAUCGAAAAACUGUGUUGGUCAGAUGAACUUUAUCAAGGGGAAUUUGAUGAUUUAAGCAGAUGCGACUUGGAUUGUCGAGAAGCUUCUGAAUCUGCUUCUACAAAGUUGGAUGGUUUCGUAUCUGAAAAUAUUAAGCAACCCAAUUGUCAACCAGACUCUGAUGUCUUACAGAUUUAUUUAACAGCCUGGCUGACGGAUGUUAAUAUAGACAAAAAGAGGGUGGAGGAUAUAUUUUCUGAAGUGGGAGAAGAAAUGCAUGUUAACUUGGUUUCCUGAAGUGCAAAAAAUGGUCAGUAUGUAUAUUUAAGGUGAUCUGAAACAGCAAGGGGAUGAAAAAGAUGGGGAUAGUGCGGUUCUUUCGUUUUUUUGUUUUUGUUUUUUUUUUUUUUUUUUGCAAUAGGGAGCUUUUUGAGUUUAUUAAUAUGAUGAAAUAUGUAUUAAAAUCCUUUUAACAAUUCCUUUAAAAGUAUUUGCUUAAAUUAUGGUACA